AUGCCAGGCCGCGUUCACGACGCUCCAAAGCUGUAUCGACAACCAGUGGCGCUGGCCGGCCACGAUCGCUCGGACGGUGGUCUCGUUGUCAUUCCCGCGAGCGUUGACACCUCUGUCUACCUCGGCGUGCUCUUUGCCGAAGAUCUCGUCCAGGCGUUCGAGAUCGACGUCAAGGCCGCGUUUGCCGAGCCGUUCAUCAAGGUCGGCAGCGUCGUCUCGGUCUCGAUCGAUGGCCAUGUCGUCCUCACAAACACGAUCAAGACGCCGAGCGGGAAGCUCACGUUUACGCCUUCGUCGGCGCUCCCGACGCGCCACGAGCGCCGCAUUUGCUACGCAUGA
Messenger RNA from Saprolegnia parasitica CBS 223.65, 339 nucleotides. RefSeq lists its product as hypothetical. The coding region runs from base 1 to 339 and encodes 112 amino acids. NCBI's taxonomy places the organism in Eukaryota, Oomycota, Saprolegniomycetes, Saprolegniales, Saprolegniaceae. The record is from RefSeq and is a predicted model, not a curated record. The transcript is spliced from 3 exons.